Messenger RNA from Arachis duranensis, 687 nucleotides. RefSeq names its product secreted RxLR effector protein 161-like. Lineage: Eukaryota; Viridiplantae; Streptophyta; Magnoliopsida; Fabales; Fabaceae. The record is from RefSeq and is a predicted model, not a curated record. Bases 1 to 687 code for a protein of 228 amino acids. The transcript has a single exon.
AUGGAAGGAAUUCCAUAUAGUUCUGUAGUGGGAAGUCUUAUGUAUGUGCAAACUUGCACAAGACCAGACAUUAGCUUUGUAGUAGGAAUGCUUGGAAGGUAUCAAAGUAAUCCUGGAAUGGAUCAUUGGAAAGCUGCAAAGAAGGUUUUAAGAUAUCUUCAAGGUACAAAGAAUUAUAUGCUCAUGUACAAAAGGUCUAGCCAAUUAGAAAUAACUGGUUACUCGGAUUCAGAUUUUGGUGGAUGUGCUGACACAAGAAAGUAUAUAUUUGGCUACUUAUUCUUAUUUGGAGAAGCUGCCAUAUCAUGGAAAAGUUCCAAGCAAAGCGUUGUAGCAACAUCUACUAUGGAGGCAGAAUUUGUAGCAUGUUUUGAAGCUACAAAUCAAACUUUAUGGCUGCGAAAUUUCAUUUCAGGACUUAGCAUUGUUGACUCAAUUGCUAGGCCAUUGAAAAUUUAUUGUGAUAAUUCUGCAGCAGUAUUUUUCUCAAAAAAUGAUAGAUAUUCUAAAGGUGCCAAGCAUAUGGAAAUAAAGUACUUUGGCGUUAAGGAAGAAGUUCGGAAACAAAGAGUGUCUAUAGAACAUGUUAGAACAGAACUAAUGAUUGCUGAUCCAUUGACUAAAGGAUUGAAACCAAAGACAUUUAAGGAACAUGUACAUAGAAUGGGUCUUGGUUCUUCUGAAUGA